UAACAUCUUAACACCUGUUUUGUUGCCAGAAAAAAUGGGAAAAACCUAUUAUCAUACAGGAAAUACUCAAAUACCCAUUAACAAAUCAAUUGUGGUGCUGCUCUCCUUCCCAUGUUACUCCCCAGACCGUCGCUCGAAGGGGCAGCACAAGAGGAUGCUUUGUGCCACAAAACUAGAAGCUGAGCGCCAGAUUGGAGAGCUUGAGAUGAUCCUGCUGGAUCAUUGUGCACAGCAGCAGGCCAAGUAUCAGCGGGAGCUGCUGGAAUUCCAGAACAGCACCGAGCUGAAGAACUUCAUCAUCCACCACCAGCAGCAGCAGCAAAAGGCAGAAGAGCAGCAGCAGGUGGAAGUCAACACUAAUAAUGAGGAUGUGUAGCAGACAUGUCAGAAUAGCAACAAGGUUGAGAACGAGAUGGAAGAGAUAGAGAAAGUGGGGGAUAGAAAUGGUAUGAAGAGAAAACGUGGGAGUAGGAAGAAACAUAAGAACAAGAAGAAAGUUCUGGAGGAGACAGUGAAAGAAGAGGUGGCUGAGAGAGAGGGGAGUGAGGGAGAGCCCAUGCAGGAAGUGGUGGAGGUUGGGACGAUUGAGGUAGAGAUGAUUGAGGUAGUGGCUUUGGAGGAUGUGAUUAAUGAGGUAGAGUUGAAUAAGGUAGAGGUAUUAGAAGGAGAUGGCAAGCGGGAAUUAGCGAAUGAGGCAGAGGUAGCGGUGACUGAGGUAGAAGCAGUGGCCAAGCAGGAAGUGGUGAAAGAUAUAGCGGCCAAUGUCAUAGAGGGGAUUGAGAGAGAUGCAAAACAGGUAUUAGCAGAAGAGGUAGAGCCAAAUGAGGUCGAUCGGAAUGAGGGAAUGGCCAAACAGGAAGUGGCGGAGAAAGUUGAUAAUGUUGUGGAGCUAAAGAAAGAGGGAGAGGAUUGUGUUCAGAGGAAACGUAGGAAUAGGAAGGUACGAAGGACUGAGAUGAAAGUUCGGGAAGUAGAAGAGAUGAAGGAAAACGAGAUUGAGAGAGAGGGGAAUGAUGGAGAACCCAAUAAGGAAGUGGCGAGUGAGGUAGAGGCAAAUGAGGUAGAGGUAGCGGUGAUUGAGAUAGAUGCAGUGGCCACACAGGAAUUUGUGAAAAAGGUAUUGGCCAAUGUCAUAGAAGGGAUUGAGAGAGAUGCCAAGGAGGAUUUAGCGAAAGAGGUAGAGGCAAGUGAGGUAAAUAGGAAUGAGGGAAUAGCCAAACAGGAAGUGGCUAAGAAAGUUGAUAAUGUUGUGGAGACAAAGAAAGAGGGAGAGGAUGGUGUUCAGAGGAAACGUAGGAAUAGGAAGCUACGAAGGACUGAGAUGAAAGUUCGAGAAGUAGAAGAGAUGAAGGAAAACGAGAUUGAGGGAGAGGGGAAUGAUGGAGAGCCCAAGAAGGAAGUGGCGAGUGAGGUAGAGGUAGCGGUGAUUGAGGUAGAUGCAGUGGCCAAGCAGGAAGUGGUGAAAGAGUUAGUGUCCAAUGUCGUAGAAGGGAUUGAGAGAGAUACAAAGCAGGAAUUGGUGAAACAGGUCGAGGCAAUUCAGGUCGACACGAUCGAAGAAAAGGCCAUGCAGGUCUUGAUCAAUGAGGUAGAUACGAAUGAGGUAAAGGCCAAACAGGAAAUGGCAAAAAAAGUUGAGAACGUGGUGGAGGAGAUAAAGCAGGAAGGGGCAAAUGAGGUUGAAGCAUAUGAAGUAGAUGCCAUCCAGGAAGUGGCAAAAGAGGUAGAGGAGAUUGAGGGAGAGGCCAAGCAGGAGGUGGUUAUGGAGGUAGAGCUAGGUGAUUGA
Molecule: messenger RNA, 1786 nt
Organism: Petromyzon marinus (sea lamprey)
Lineage: Eukaryota; Metazoa; Chordata; Hyperoartia; Petromyzontiformes; Petromyzontidae
Source: RefSeq, a predicted model, not a curated record